ACAAGCAGACUACUUUUUGUAGCUCUCUCGAUGUCAUUGUUGAGUGCUGAGUGCUGACCAUUUUAGACUUUUAUCACUGAGCGGCGGCGAUAAGAAAAAAAUGGCGUCCUCCGUUUCCGCCUUGGCGAUUUCGUUAAAUGAUCCGGCGAUUGGUAUGGGCGGACUCCGCCACCGUAUUCCAGUUUCUCCUGGCUUAAGAUGCAGCUCAUCUGUGGGCUCAACCAUUCGGAGAUCGUCUAUACCGUGUUACUCCCGCCGAUCUAAGCCCUUUGCUUGCUUGGCCGUUUCUACUGACGCUAGUAUAAAGGAGGCUGUUAAAACAGACAAGGCUCCAGCAGCUUUGGGUCCCUAUUCCCAAGCUAUAAAGGCCAAUAAUACAGUAUUUGUAUCCGGUGUCCUUGGUCUUAUUCCCGAGAGUGGAAAGUUUGUCUCAGACACCGUGGAAGAACAAACAGAGCAGGUUCUCAAGAAUAUGGGAGAGAUAUUGAAAGCAAGUGGCGCCAACUAUUCCUCCGUGGUUAAAACCACAAUCAUGUUGGCAGAUCUGAAAGACUUCAAGAAGGUGAACGAGAUCUAUGCUAAAUAUUUCCCUGCACCAGCACCUGCACGUUCGACUUAUCAGGUGGCAGCAUUGCCAUUAGAUGCAAGGAUUGAGAUUGAAUGUAUAGCAGUGGUUUAGUUUCUUUCAUGAAAUCCCUUUAGAAUCUAUUGAACUUUGUCCAAACAAUGGUUUAUGUAAUAAAAUGGAUUCAAUUAACAAAUAAAA
Molecule: messenger RNA, 766 nt
Organism: Lactuca sativa (garden lettuce)
Lineage: Eukaryota; Viridiplantae; Streptophyta; Magnoliopsida; Asterales; Asteraceae
Product: reactive Intermediate Deaminase A, chloroplastic
Cellular component (GO): cytosol; mitochondrion
Molecular function (GO): deaminase activity
Source: RefSeq, a predicted model, not a curated record